CUACCGGUUACGACAAUUGUAACUUAUCUUCUUAUAUAGAUGUUGGUGCCUGCAUCUCGAGUUGAUUUGGCCCUCACGCCUGAACAGCAUCCGUUAGGAUAAUUGGGCUGGUCUCUAAGGGGAUCCUUUGAUUUCAAGUCUCUUUCUCUUAUUUCUCUCUACCCUAGCCUUAUUGUUCCUCUCUCUCUCUCUCUUUAUCUAUUUAUUUCAUUACGAUCUUUGCCCAACUAAGAUCAAAUAGUGAGAAGCAAGAAAAGAACCCAGUCGGUUCGACAGUCUACGACUGAUAAAAAUGUUUUGAUCACAUUAAAUCGAGCUUGAUAUUUGCUCUUCGGCCAAGGCACCUCACUUCAUCAUAAUGCGGGGCAUUUACUUGUUGUUCGCAACGUUGAUGUCGUUUCUACUCUCUUCCGCCCAAACAUUAGUUGCUAUAAAUGAUUUCUCAUUAUCGGAAGCAUCGCCUUCAGAAUCUCCUAGCACAAUAAAACCAGAAACAUCCACGACCUCGAGGAAGGAUGAAUCGUCAUUCACAUCGUUAUCAGUCACAUCGAUGAUUACGAACACAAUCGCUAUAUCUUCUAUCCUAUCAGCCGCUUCCACAUCAGGAGCAGAUAAUCUCCCCGGAAAUGGGGAAGCCACAUCAACAGCCGCAACGAGCGCUCCUUUUUCGAGUUCUACGGCCGGAUCAUCAGCAAGCUCUGGCAUAAGCCGCAACACCCUGAUCAUCAUCCUUGCUUCCGUCUUGGGUACGUUAGGUAUCAUUUUAGUCUCAAUCGCUAUCUAUCUUUUCAUUCGUUAUCGGAGAAAUCGAAGUUUUACCGGAAGAGGAGUGACACCGAUAGACGACGAGGAGAUUGAAUCGUGGCGGCGCUCGGGAAAUGAGAGAAAAGUGUUUAUGGGUGAGGACCUAGUAAUCGAUAAAGAGACGGGAGGUCGAGAUUAUACACAAUCCAAUACGAUACAAAUGACACAUUCGCCGGGAUGGACGUGGACAGCCUCUCCUACCUCUUCUCGAACACGAUCCCCCUUUUAUCCUUCAGGCGUCUCAAGCUAUAUACCCGAUAGCCCUACUUUCCUCGCCCAGGCACCAAAUGCUAGAAUCGGUCUGACAGACGAAGUAGUGCCUGGCGCGGAACCAUUCAUAAAACCAGUCGAACGACAUAGAUCACGGCUAUCGAAGUCGGGAGGUCAUUCACGCACGAAGAGCAGGAGAAGUAGUGUGAGUGGGAGGAGCAUGUGGAGUGUCAAAAGUGGCAAUGGAGGCGAAUCAAAGGAAUUGAGAGCCAACGACAGGGUAGCGACAUGGUAUGAUCCAGAAGACGACUUUCGAAUCCACGGAGAUUACAACCAUAGAGACUACAACGAUUCAUCGGACAUGUCCUUUCAAGCAAUGGCAUCAGGCCCUGGGGCUCUAGCACCAAUCACACCAUUAUCACCAAGGCCACCACCCCGAGUUGCGUAUCCAUCUUUCUGGGAUAGCGAUCGGGAAAUUGGGUUGGCUAUCUCAUAGUCUCAGGCCUGGAAGUUGGUCUUUUUUCUAUUUGCAUUAUUUGGGUUUGGAGAGGCAGGCGGAGUUUGUUUUAUAAAUGAUGGAGGACUACAAUUGAUACCAAGGAGGUUUUGUUCAUAUUGGUGGAGUCUGAAAGCUUACAGAGGAAAGGAUGUCGAUCUGGUGCAAUAUCAUUGGCACAUGUGUUUUGAGGGAUUUGAAAUUCACCACUCGAUAGGAGGCUUAGUUAUGAUACAGAUAGUCUCUUGACUGAAGCAAUAAAUGAGAUACACAGCAUCAUGAAUUAGUAUGCGGAUAUGAUCUAAUGUAAAAUAAAUAUACAAAUGAGCUUCGACCUCAAUC
This is a messenger RNA of Sclerotinia trifoliorum, 1852 nucleotides long. The record is from the annotation of a GenBank genome assembly. NCBI's taxonomy places the organism in Eukaryota, Fungi, Ascomycota, Leotiomycetes, Helotiales, Sclerotiniaceae.